Molecule: messenger RNA, 5648 nt
Organism: Chelonoidis abingdonii (Abingdon island giant tortoise)
Lineage: Eukaryota; Metazoa; Chordata; Testudines; Testudinidae
Gene: NTRK3
Product: neurotrophic receptor tyrosine kinase 3
Biological process (GO): protein phosphorylation; cell surface receptor protein tyrosine kinase signaling pathway; positive regulation of neuron projection development
Cellular component (GO): signaling receptor complex; plasma membrane; axon
Molecular function (GO): neurotrophin binding; ATP binding; neurotrophin receptor activity
Source: RefSeq, a predicted model, not a curated record
CCCUGAUUCAGUAAAGAGCGAAGACUUCCAGUGUCUCCCCCCAGGACUAUCCGCCAGCCCCUCUUCCUGGCAGCGACCAGGCUGAGCUCUCUGGAGUGAUCCACCUGUAAUUCCUCUCCUCUUCCCCACCACCCGCCUGCAGCUCUGCUCCUUUAUCAUCGUGUGUCUGUGCGGAAGAGCAGAAAGAAGAAACUAAAAAAAAAAGCACGUAAAAAAGCGCCGUAGAAAAGCAGAGCAAAUUAAGCAGAGCCCUGAUCUGCUCGGGUUUGUGCUUGCCAAAAAUGCACCAUGCAUCUUAAUUCGCUCUGCUGUUCAGCUCUCACACACUGCUCUCCUGGUGCCAUUUCGGCGCUCUCCGCUCAGCCUUUUCAACACUUCAUUCUUCUUCGGUAUGUGUGUGUGUGUGAUUGCAGAAUCUGCUGCCGCCGGUGCACAGGGGCGAAGGAGAUCCCCCCUUGGAGCUCUCCUGGCAGUCCCAAACCAUCCAGUGGGUCCCCGCUGCAUUUUUUCCAGCCGCCUCGAUUUUUGUGGGGGUGCAUUUUCUAGAAAGUGCUUCUUGGGCGCGCUCCAAUCUAUUUUACACCCAUUUCUGGGAGCUGCCUUUUAUCUCCCCGGGAUCCUUAGAAAAUACACGCGUAGAUAAAAAGGACCCGGAAUCCACACUGGGGGUAGGCUCCUCUGUUUCAGUGCAUGGCUUUCCUGCUGGCUAUUCGGAUUGCAGCAAAAAAAAUAAAAUAAAAAAGAGAAAAAAAAAAGUAAAAGCAGCAGAAGACAAUCUCCCCUCCCCCUCUUCUCAAUUGCAAUCCCAACUGGAACUUUUCCUCUUCUAGCCGGGAUGCCUUUCCUCAUCUCCAGUCCUCAGCUUUGAGAACAACCUCUUGUUUUUUUAAGUGGCGGGGGUGGGGUGGGGGGAUCCCUUUUAUUGCAGAGGGAAACACGCCGAGAGGGGAUCUCUUUGCAGGCUCUUGUGCAAUCUAGCGCUCUCGCUCUCUCUAUUUUUGCAUGCAUCUCCUGCUGCAGCAGAUCCAGCCAGCACGGGGGAGGGGAUGGAAAGGGUGCACCCUCCUCUCCUGAUCCUCUCUUCUGCCUCUGUGUGGUUUUUUUGCAGGUGUGUCAAUUUUAAUUCUGCCCAGUAGGUGGGACUUGGUGACUUUAGCACCAUUUGUGUGUGUGUGUGUGUGCUUCCUCCCCAUCUUCUAUUGCAAUCCUCAGAAGUCCCUCCGAGAGAGCGAGAGAGCGCCUGAUACCGAGAGCCAGCCUGCAAUCAACAAGGCACUAUGCAUUUCAGACCGCUACUGUAGGGGGAAUUACAGCUUCUCCUAGCCAGCUGCCAGCAUGAUUUCAUCUGCUGGAGGAUUUUUGCAUCUGAUCGUUUGAGUUUUUUUUUCCUCCCUCUGUCUUUGUUUCCUUCCUCUUCUCUCCCCCCACCCCCCUUUCCUCCUCCUCCUCCUCUUUUUUAGAAGCAGCAGUCGGAGAUGGAUGUCUCUCUUUGCCCUACCAAGUGCAGUUUCUGGAGGGUAUUUUUGCUCUGGAGCAUUUGGGGAGACUAUCUGCUUUCGGUGCUGGCUUGCCCUGCGAAUUGCCUUUGCAGCAAGAUAGACAUCAAUUGCAAGAAGCCGGAUGAUGGGAACCUCUUCCCUCUCUUGGAAGGGCAGGAUUCAGGCACCAGCAAUGGGAACACCAGCAUCAACAUCACUGACAUCUCAAGGAACAUCACUUCAAUACACAUAGAGAACUGGAAGAACUUGCAGACGCUGAAUGCUGUAGACAUGGAACUGUACACAGGACUCCAGAGGCUGACAAUCAGGAACUCAGGACUUCGCAGCAUCCAGCCGCGAGCCUUUGCCAAGAACCCUCAUCUGCGCUACAUAAACCUCUCGGAUAACCGGCUUACCACACUGUCAUGGCAACUCUUCCAGACACUGAGACUUUCUGAACUGACACUCGAAAGAAACCUUUUUAACUGCAGCUGUGACAUCCGCUGGAUUCAGCUCUGGCAGGAGAAGGGUGAAGCAAACCUGCAGAAACAGGAGCUGUACUGCAUGAACAUGGAAGCUGCUGUCAUUCCCCUGCAGGAGAUGAACAUCACUCAGUGUGAUCUGCCUGAGAUCAGCAUCAGCCACAUUAACCUGACUGUACGGGAAGGUGACAACGCGGUGAUCACCUGUAAUGGCUCAGGCGCACCGCUGCCUGACGUAGACUGGACAGUUGCAGAUCUGCACUCCAUCACUACUCACCAGACGAAUCUCAACUGGACUAACGUUCAUGCCAUCAAUUUGACCCUGGUGAACGUCACCAGUGAGGAUAACGGGUUCCUCCUGACAUGUAUUGCUGAGAACGUGGUGGGAAUGACCAAUGCCAGCGUGCUGCUCACGGUCUACUAUCCACCACGCAUUCAGAGCCUGGAGGAGCCAGAGCUGCGUUUGGAGCAUUGCAUUGAGUUUGUGGUGCAUGGGAACCCAGCACCCAACCUUCACUGGCUACACAAUGGCCAGGUCCUCAGGGAGACUGAGAUCAUCCGCAUGGAGUUCUACCAGGAGGGUGAAGUGUCUGAGGGCUGUCUACUCUUCAACAAGCCUACUCACUACAACAAUGGCAACUACACCCUCGUGGCCACCAACCAGCUGGGGACAGCCAACCAGACCAUCAAAGGGCACUUCCUCGAGAAGCCCUUUCCAGAGAGUACGGAUAACUUUGUCUCAAUUGGUGACUAUGAAGUGAGCCCCACCCCACCUAUCACCGUGACCCACAAACCAGAGGAGGAUACAUUUGGGGUAUCCAUAGCAGUUGGGCUUGCAGCUUUCGCCUGUGUCCUCUUGGUGGUGCUCUUUAUUAUGAUCAACAAGUAUGGUCGUCGGUCCAAGUUUGGGAUGAAAGGUCCCGUGGCAGUGAUCAGCGGGGAGGAGGAUUCUGCCAGCCCCCUCCAUCAUAUCAACCAUGGCAUCACCACACCCUCAUCGCUGGAUGCUGGCCCGGACACGGUGGUAAUCGGCAUGACCCGUAUCCCCGUCAUCGAGAACCCCCAGUACUUCAGGCAAGGCCACAACUGCCACAAGCCAGACACAUGUUUCAGAGAAAUUAUGUUGAAUCCAAUAAGCCUCCCUGGACAUUCCAAACCUCUUAACCAAGGCAUUUAUGUUGAGGAUGUCAGUGUUUAUUUCAGCAAAGGACGUCAUGGCUUUUAAAAACUCCUUAAAGGUCCCUGUUCUGAUGCCAAGUUUAUAGGCUGUGUCCUCAGAGCGGUGGGAAGCAGUGAGCGUGCUCUGUACGGAUCAAGGCCUUCUCCUAACAGGACUCUGCAGCCCUGCCAGUACACAUGUUAAAGCCAACCGAAACCUGUGGUUGUCUGUCACCAGAUAUCAGGGUUGUUCUUUUCCUCCAAUAGUUGCUGUGUUCGUUAAAUGUUCCUGCAAGGCCCCACAGCUGCGAUGACAGCAAAUAAAGAAAAUUUAAAGCCCAAUUUAAAGGAGUCAUCCUAAUGACACAGUAAAUAAUUGUACUUUUGCUUGAAACAACCAAAUUGAUACUGUUAGUCACGUCCUUCCUGCUUGGAGUUCUCCUUGUGAGCUUGUGUCUUCACAACACCCAACGAAUGCCGCCAUCACCUUUUCUUGUGGCAACGCCAUGGGAGGUCUCCCAGAGCGAGCGGAGAUGGGGGACCCUGGAAGACACUAAAGCAUAGCGAAGACUUUUGGUAAGAACAAAGGAAGCCCUCUGCUCCCAGUUUUUGCACAGAAAGUGAAGAUGGGCAGGAAUAAAAAUCUUACUUCUCUGAAAGGAGAGAAUGUGGUUAUUUUUGACAUACAACUGUCCUAGGAGGCUUUUUUCGUUUGUGUGUGUUAGAACAGCUCCUUGGCGCUGACCAUAUCAUUGUUGUGCUUUGGUCUCUCCCUACUGCUGGAAUGAUGAGCUUUAUCUGAAGAGUUUCCUGGACUUCCCACAUGGAUGGAACGUCAGUGGUAUAGGAUGGUUGGUGACCUUGCCGGGAGUAGGGCAGUAAGCCAAGGGAGAAAGCAUAUCAGAAACAUGCUGGCCCCAGUCAGUGAACCCAUGAGCCUUUUUUCCUUCCCUCCUUCCUCGCUGAGGUAGAGAUGUAGUGUAAUCCAGUCAUGUACACAGAACGAUCAGCUCAAGGCAGACAAACUGAAGGGGAUGAAAACAUUCGGUUGCUUCUUUGGUGGCAUAAACAGAAAUAUUGAUCCUGUUCUUUGGUCAAUAUUUGUAUGUUUUUUUCUCUUGCCUUAUUCCAUCCUCAGCCUCUCAGAUGGAAAAAUCAAACCUUUGAUCCUACCCUUAUGAGAAGAUAACUGCCUUUAAUGGCAACUCACAGUCUGGACUAGCCUGGGAUGAGUCUCUCCUUGGAUACUCUGGAGAGCGCAUGCAUGGGAAAGGAAGAUGUGCUCACAGACACCACUGAAAACCUAUAAAAUGAGGCAGGUUUUCAAGGAGGAGGAGGAAAACAAAGGAUCCAGGUUUGGUCAGAUCCCUUUCUGGCAGGAGUUGCAAACUAUGAGCUCCCUCACCAGUUGGUUAGCUUGCUUGCCUCCCCCCAUGGCCUGAGACAAUGUUUAUCAUCACCAGCCCUGAUAGGUUGCUGCCGUUGGGAAGCGAGAAGGUUCCCCCUCAGCCAGCAUUGAGCAGAAGUGUAAGAAUGGGAUGUUCCAUUGUCAUCCUACCCUUCACGAGUGUUGCGUGCGGAACAUUCCUAGAGAUUGCAGGAAUGUUCUCGAACUCCACACAGGGACGCUCCACUGAACAUUCCAUUCUCUUGCUUCUCUUACUGGUUCUCGUGCAUAAAAAUGUGAAGUAUAAUAGAAGAGAAAUGGUGGCAGUUUGUUUUAAAUUAAUGCAUACACAUGAAGGGGCAGCUGCAUUAGAAUUGGGAGAAUUCAGUGCGGAUCACAUAAGGACCCAAAAUCAAAACUUGAACUGAAGGGUAAUAUCCCAUGAAAUUUCCAGCUCAAAUUGGAGCAAGAGAGGUGGGAAAUGUACAAGGAGAUGACCUGUUGCUUUCAUUAUUUCCGCCUCGGUUUUGCAGAGAUUCAGAGAGUUAGGAGACACUUCAGAAAAGCAUGUUAGAGCUGGGUGCUUGUCCAAACUGAACUCUCCAUCUUCUGAAAUUUGCCCAUCCCAUUUGGGGAUAUCUUGUUCAGGAUGAACUGCUCAGCCUCAUGGUCCUUUCCCCUUGCACUGCUCAGGGGACUCUGCUUUCAACUGUAUGUGUCAGACUUAGAGAUGUGUGGACCUGACCCAGAACCUUGUCUCUAAACACCCUGUUGGAGGACAGUAGAAUUUCACAGCUCAGGCCCAUCUCUGCUCAGAAGCUGUCCUCCCUGACCAUAUGGAAAAAUUUAAAAUAGUUCUCCCCACUGUGAUUGAUGUCUCAGUUAUUUAAACACCAACUAAAAGUCUCUGGUUCCUCACUGCUGAAAAUGACAGCCAGUCGCAGUCAUUUGCAAUUGGUGGCUUUAAGUAGCAAAUCUAAGGAUUUUUCUUUUAAUUAUUGUAAAUCAUUACCUCAUUUCCUGUCAGUGAGAGUCCUCCAUUCCUGAGCAUUCUUAUCUUGCCAUAACUAUCAUCUUGUGCUAUGGAAAUGGGACAGUCCCUUUUUCACAGAGACUAUAGGGGUGUUCAAUGUCUAGUUUCUU